This is a messenger RNA of Scheffersomyces coipomensis, 1434 nucleotides long. RefSeq lists its product as uncharacterized. NCBI's taxonomy places the organism in Eukaryota, Fungi, Ascomycota, Pichiomycetes, Serinales, Debaryomycetaceae. Bases 93 to 1424 code for a protein of 443 amino acids. The transcript has a single exon. The record is from RefSeq and is a predicted model, not a curated record. Gene Ontology annotation, biological process: protein homooligomerization.
UUUUUGAACAUCCAUAGUUUAUGGGGAAGAGAUAGAGAUAGAGAUACUAGGCAAUUGACUAUUCAAUUGAAUCAAUUAUAAGAUAAGACAGUAUGUUGGAACACCCAGUAAGAAACGCAGAACCACUGUAUGAAUUCAAUCCUGAAAUCCAGGAAGCUUUACCUCAUGAGAAGGUGUAUUCAAUCCAAGUUGGAUAUAAACUAUUUCGAUUAAGUGGAUUAUCAUUAUCAUCAGAUGCUCCAUCCUAUUUCGUGAAAUAUUUCAGACAAGAGGAGAAUGAAGAUAAAGUAUUGUUCAUUGAUCGAUCUCCUGCUAUCUUUGAAAAGAUUUAUAAUCAUUUACAAGGAUACUCCAUCAAUGUUGAUAAUGAUUAUGAGUUUGUUCAUCUUUGGUCUGAUGCCUUUUACUUUGGAUUGAAACGUUUACAAGCAAUCUUAACUGAACAAGAUAUCUUUGCUACCAUUGGGAAUCAAUCAUUUAAAAUAAGUCGUUCAUUAUUCGUCAAUUCAGGAAAUUAUCCUAAUUUUUUUACUGUUAAUUAUGAUGGUUUAUUAUCAGAUAAUAUUAAAGUAUUCGAAGAUAAGAAGAUGUUAAGACCUCCACCUCAAAAACCAGCUACGGUGGCCAAUCGUUCACCAGCUUUAUUUGCUGAUUUAUUAGAAUUAUUACAGGGGAAUAACUUGAUUGUGAAAAAUGAUGAACAUCGAUUAUUAUUAAUGAGAGAAUGUAAAUAUUAUCGAUUCUUGGAAUUAGAACAACGAAUCUUAAAACAUCGUGUCAUUAAUAAUCCAUUCAUGGAAAAUAAACAAGAAAUUAUCUUGAAUUUAAAUGAUUUACAAAGAAAAGGAGUGGUUAAUGAUUCUGAAUUGCCUACUAAACUUGAAACUCCUAUUCAAUACGUGAGACCAUAUAUAAUAAAUGAACCAAAACGAAAUUUAAUCUUUCAAUUGGAUUCCAAUGGUGAUAUUUUCAAUAAGAACUAUAGUGAAGUUAAAUUAAUCGUUAAUAAGACUUUAAAUAUCACUACUAUUCAAAUCAGUAAUAAAUUAUGUCAAAAAUAUAUUUCCGUAUUUCAAGAUUUUAGUGAAGAUUUUUUAAUUGAAGAUAUCGAUACUAAUAGUCCAACUAUAACUUGUAUAGCUGGAUUUGCUGAUUGUAAAGCCAUAAUUAAUGGUAUGCAAAUGAAGAAAACUUGGGUCCAUGAUUUAAUUGGAUCUCAAGACGGUAAUGAUGAUAAUGAAAAUAUUAAAAAGAGAAAAUUAAAUGAUGCAAAUACGGUUAAAGGUGAUAUUAUUGAAAUCAAAUUAACCAAAUCAUUAUGGAGAAUGCUUAUGAUAGGUCAUAGAUCAAGAUUACACGCGGUAUCAAUAGAAGGAUUAACUGAUCAUUCUUCGUUUAUUCAAGAAAAUAUCGAAUUUCUUUAAAUUAUAAAAU